Molecule: messenger RNA, 3584 nt
Organism: Dreissena polymorpha
Lineage: Eukaryota; Metazoa; Mollusca; Bivalvia; Myida; Dreissenidae
Product: ral guanine nucleotide dissociation stimulator-like 1
Exons: 15
Coding region: 114-2159 (681 amino acids)
Biological process (GO): positive regulation of GTPase activity; Ras protein signal transduction
Cellular component (GO): plasma membrane
Molecular function (GO): guanyl-nucleotide exchange factor activity
Source: RefSeq, a predicted model, not a curated record
CAUGGCUAACCGGAAGUAGGUAGAGAAAAUACUAUUUGGAGAAAACAAGAGAUUUUCGAUGUUUAUGGGUUUCGAGAUGUUUAACGUGAAAGGAUACCAACAAUGAAUGAAUCAUGGAAUUAAAUCGCAUAGAGAGUCAGGAUGACGUUACAAGAUUUUGGAGAGAAGAACGUGAGGAAGGGGCUGUAUACAAUGUGUACCUAAAGAGGGUUACAUACCACACACUCUCAGAGAAUGAAAACAAAAGCAACAAUGAAUUUUCGCAUCUCAUGUGGGAGACCCAGAAAUUCCGUGUCAUCAAAGCCGGCUCUUUGGAGAAACUUGUGGAGUACCUGUACAUCAAGGGAGAGGUGGACUCCACCUACACCACGGUAUUUCUCGCCACAUAUCGGACAUUCAGUAGCCCCGAGGAGGUGUUGAACAUCCUCGUGGAUCGCUAUGAGAACAUUAAGGCUAGCCCUGAAGGCAAGGGGGAGCUACAGGAAGUCCAGCUUAGGACAAUCAAGUCAGUGAUCUCCGUAUGGAUGGACACAUAUGUGGAGGAUUUUCGGGAGCCGCCAACCUAUCCUUGUCUUGCCUGUUUACAGAACUUUGCUCAGAAGCAUGUACCAGACUCUGAUCUUGUCAUACGGGUCAAACAUAAGAUGGAGAAGUUCAGAAAAGAAGAUCUGGGGAAAUCAGAUGGGAACAUAGAGUUCCAUUUUAACCUAGUGGACGAGGUAGAUCACAUGAUAUCAGCUGACUACCACCAACCUCUCACUUUCUGUGAUAUCUCCAACCAGACUGUUGCCGAACAACUCACCUUCAGAGACGCAGAGCUGUUCAAGCGAGUGGUUCCCCAUCAAUGCCUGGGGGCGGUGUGGGCGAGGAGGGCCCGCAAACACGGCAAAGGGGGCACAGUGGCAGGCAGUGUGCUGGCCACCAUCGAGCAGUUCAACAGAGUCUCACUGAGGGUCAUUGCAACCAUUCUGAAGAACUCGGAGCUGAAGUCUUCCCAGCGCGUGAAGAUCAUACAGAAGUGGAUUGAAAUAGCUCAGGAGAUGCGCCAUUUGAAGAACUUUUCCUCCCUCAAAGCCAUCAUCUCAGGUCUUCAAGCAAAUGCUGUCUACCGGUUACGCAAGGCUUGGGGACUGCUGCCAAAAGAGAGUUUAGCUGUGUUCGAAGAACUGUCAGAAAUCUUCUCCAAUGAAAACAACCAACUGGCCUCCAGGAAUCUCCUCAUGAAGGAGGCCACUGCAAAGUUUCCGGAGGUAGACUCUUCCAAUAAAACCUUGCGAAGACGGAAUCAGAUGAAACGACAAUCAUGGAUUGAUAAUGGUGUGGUUCAGGGUACUGUCCCCUACCUCGGCACCUUUCUCACGGACCUGACCAUGAUCGACACCGCAAUCCCCGACACGACGGACGGUUUGAUCAACUUUGAGAAGCGCCGUAAGGAGUUUGAAGUCUUGGCACAGAUCAAACUGCUGCAGUCUGCCUCACAGAUAUACACCUUCACGGAGAACGAACGGUUCUGGGGCUGGUUUGAUGCGGUCAGAGUGUACGAUGAAAAUGAGAGCUAUGAGCAGUCCUGUACCAUAGAGCCUGCCAUAGAUGGAAGUACAAGAUUAAAGAAGAAAUCCCCAGCCAGCAGUAUGCGGCCAAGCAAGAUGGACCCCUCACGGUUUUCACUGUUCAUGUGUGGUGGGGUGAAUUUCGAUGACAAAGCUAGCACCACUAGCGGCUCCAACCCCCAAGAAUCACCCACCUCACCUAAUGCAACUAUGUCCCAUUCGUCCUCUACCUCCUCUCUACAGUCGUAUGACAGUGAUACGUCCACACCUUUCAAGUCUUCUGAUGCCUGUGUCAUCAAGGUCUCCAUCGACACAGGAAACACUCCGAAAUCUCACAUCUACAAAAGCAUCAUGUUGCACAACACAGACCACACCCAUACGGUAAUAAAACGUGUGAUGGACAAGUAUGACUUGAAAGGGAAGGAGAAGGACUACUGUCUGCUACAGGUGCUACCUGAGGAUGAACUGCUUAUACCAGACAAAGUGAAUGUGUUCUACGCCAUGAACAACAAUGGGGACUACACGUUUGUGUUGAGGACGCGUAAGGAACAGGAAACACUGACUCAAAACAAGAAAAAAGGGCGGCGAAAGCUGAAGUUGGGCCUUUGACAACUGCGUUGUUUAGAGAUGUGAAAACUAUAAGGCCAUUAGAAGUUGUAGUAUUGCCUUUGAUUGAUGUGUGGUGUUUAGUUGUGAAAUCUACAAUGCCAAUCAGCAGGUCUUUCGAAUAUUGAAUUUCAAGUAUCGAUGAUGCUUCAGUGCAAAGCAGGGUCUAAUGUGACGCGUUUUCAGCAUAAACUCAAUGCAGUUCUGGGCCAGUAUUAACUAGUGCUGCAACAAUACGCCAAAAACCGUAUUUCAAUAUAUUGUCAGUUCAAAAACCCGUAUUGCAAUAUAUCGCAAUAUAUUGCUAACUUGUACCAAAAUUAUAACUUGCCAAUUACCCAAUAAUCCCGUAUAUUCCAGUUUUAAAGCAAAUUCUGGUAUAAAUUUACUAUAAAUGUGCUCAAGAAUAACAAGAAACACAAACAUUCGCAAAUUUUCUUAAGUAUCAAAUACAUUUUGGCAUUCGUUACUAUUUAAAGAUGUGAUGAAAUAACGUCCAGCCGGGGCGGUUUUUUUUUCCACUGAACACGCGUAAUUCACCUGACAUGAUGUUCCCGUUUUUAUACAACACAAAAUACACCCAUACUUUCUAUGCCACGUUCUAAAUGUCUGUAUAAUUUUCGCGCGCUUUUUAUUGAGACAAAGGAUAAAGCACUUUUUAUUUGACGCUAGAAUUUUUUAUUGUCGCAUUAGCAUUAAAAUUUGGAAGCGUAUUUCCAAAAUUUGGAUUACAAAUUUAAUAAUGCUCAAUUCAGAAUCAAACGAAACAUUUACAGCUGUGCGCAAUUAAUUCAACGAUAAUCUGUUCAAAAGCAUCGAACGAAUGCUCCGAUGUAACAACGCUACUCCGUAUAAUAAACUUUCAGAAUGCUUUUUUUACGAAAACAAAUAUUUACAGUGCUUUGUUUUGUUUACCUUGUUAUCAUUAUUUCGAAUGGCUUUUCUGGACGAAAUGUGAAUGAAUUUUUGUAAAAUUUUCGUACCGGUAUGAUGAAAAUCGUAUCGCAAUACAAUAUGCGGAUUGCGUAUUGCGAUAUAUACCGAUAUACCGGUAUAUUGUUGCAGCACUAGUAUUUGUCAACCCAUUUUUUACUUAAGAAUAAAGCUUGUCUGAGACUCAAUAAAAGUACCUCUGAAUUUGCAUAUAUACAGGCUAAAAAUGGUUUUUGUAUUCAUAACAGAUAGUUCACAAUGAAGAAUUAAAUAAUUAUAGAUGUUAACUACCAUGCUAGGCUUGACUUUAAAGUAAUUGUGGUACAGUUUAAAGAAUAGACUUAAGUCUACAAAUCAGUUGGUGAAUACAGGGCCCUGCACUAACUGAUUGGUAUGCUGUACAAGGGUAUUAGUAACCCUGCGUAUUGGAGCCAUAGAAGAAUAACAGAUUCUUUUUGUUAGUUGACACAGCUUUUUACUGCAAUAACAGUACAC